Messenger RNA from Pseudogymnoascus verrucosus, 992 nucleotides. RefSeq lists its product as uncharacterized. The record is from RefSeq and is a predicted model, not a curated record. Lineage: Eukaryota; Fungi; Ascomycota; Leotiomycetes; Thelebolales; Thelebolaceae. Gene Ontology annotation, molecular function: protein deglycase activity. The coding region runs from base 1 to 882 and encodes 293 amino acids. The transcript has a single exon.
AUGUCAAACUCAUCAGAUCGCGCCCCAGUAGCAGACCAGGCCGAGGCUGACGCCUGGUUUCCGUCUCCAUACUCCCUCACACUGUAUACUUCUACGAAGACGGAUUUUGAUUCCGCCAACUAUCCAAAUGCAUAUACUGGCGGCAAGUGGAAGAUUCUCCUCAUCGCCACGCAGGAGCGAUACCUGAAGAUGGCGGAUGGCAAGUUUUUUUCGACGGGCAACCACCCAGUUGAAAUGCUUUUGCCGUUGCUCCACCUCGACGCCGCCGGCUUCGAGAUUGACAUAGCCACCAUCUCAGGAAACCCGGUGAAGCUCGAGAUGUGGGCGUUUCCGCAGGAGGACGAGGCUGUCAAGGGCAUCUAUGAGAAGUAUAAGGAGAAGAUUCGCAGCCCGCUCAACCUACAUGAUGUGUGGGGUAAGGGGUUCACAAAGGAUACGCCGUACAUUGGAACCUUCAUCCCUGGUGGCCACGGCGCGAUGAACGAUGUCCCAUUUUCGGAGACUGUUGGUAAGAUCCUGCGAUGGGGAGACGAGAAUCAGCGCUUCUUAAUUACACUCUGCCAUGGCCCGGCGGGCAUGCUUGCCGCCGAUGUUGGCAAGCCCAAAGGCAGCAAGUUCAUCUACGACGGCUACGAAAUUGUCGUCUUCCCCGAUUCGUUAGACACCAACGCAAACGUCGACAUAGGCUAUAUCCCUAGCAAAAUGCCAUGGUAUGUUGGCGAGAGACUUCGAAAGCUCGGCAUCAAGCUCCGAAACAAUAGCAUCACCGGCGAGACGCAUAGGGACCGAUAUGUUAUUACGGGAGACUCGCCGUUGGCAUCGAACAACCUCGGCAAGCUCGCCGCCAAUGCGCUCCUCGAGGACGUCGCCAAGCGUACAUAAACCAUUUAUAUACUAAUCCACCUACCUCAAGAAAUUCUCUGGAUUAGUCACAUGAAACUGUAACUAUAAAGACACAACGCCAACAACCAAAUUAUUUUCUUAUAUCUCAC